AUGGUAGAAAUAAAUAGUUACUACAAGUGGUGUACUAUCUUUCUGUCCAUGAUUGGACUUUGGCCGUACUGCAACAAAAGAUUUCAACUCUUGCAUAAUGGUAUUAUCAGCCUCAUUACUUGGGCAUCUGUAAUAUGCCAGCUUGCAGCUAUCCUCGCUAUAGACAGAGAUCUGUUUCGGCAACUUAGGGGUAUACCAAUUACAGCAAUGGCAAUAGCCGCGUUUACAAAAUAUCACGCAACCUGGUAUCAAAUUAACUACGUAAAGGCACAAAUAAAUCAAAUCAGACUUGACUGGGAGACGAAUAACGUUGAAGUACUUCGAAUUAUGCAGAUUUACGCAUUUUAUGGAAAAAGACUCGUAAUACUUUUUGCGACAUUUUUUUAUCCAGGAUUGAGUAUAGUAAUACUAUACCAUAUUUCACCUAUCAUUUUGAAUGUAAUUGUGCCCUUAAAUGAAUCUCGCCCAAUAAAGUUUUCAACUGAUCUUGAGUUCUGGAUUGAAGAAGAGCAAUAUCCCAUUCUCAACAUUAGCCUAUUUUGUCUAGUGGUGAUCGUGGACGUAGCCGUACUGGUUGGGACAGAAUCAUUCUCGAUUAUGAUCUGCUUGCAUGUAGCUGGUUUAUUUGAUGUUGCAAGUUAUUAUUUCGAAAAAGCUGUGCUUUUAGAGUCCGUACCAUCAUAUCGUCCACGAAAGAUUAAGGAUAAAGAAUCUAUCAAUCAUAUAGCUACUGGUGUACUUUUUCAUCUUAGGUGUCUUCAGGAUGUACACGACACAGCCGAAAGGUGCAAAGCGGUAUACAGUUUCAUCACCAUACUGGGUGUUAUUACUGCAAGCAUCAGUUUGUUUUGCCUUUCUGUGAUGGUACUUCAGUUAUCAGAUAUAAGGGAGACUAUAUUCUUUGUCUUGGUAUUGAUUGCUACAUUUGGAUACAUGUUUUGGUUGAGUCUGGCAGUCCAAUACGUAAUUGACAGCGCUGACAGUAUGCCUCUAAAGACGUAA
Megachile rotundata (alfalfa leafcutting bee) is the source of this 1002-nucleotide messenger RNA. RefSeq lists its product as uncharacterized. NCBI's taxonomy places the organism in Eukaryota, Metazoa, Arthropoda, Insecta, Hymenoptera, Megachilidae. The record is from RefSeq and is a predicted model, not a curated record. Gene Ontology annotation, biological process: sensory perception of smell. Gene Ontology annotation, cellular component: membrane. Gene Ontology annotation, molecular function: olfactory receptor activity; odorant binding.